AUGGAUGUCAUUUGGCUGUCCAGACCCGCGGGUUUUCCCAGUCCCAACCUGUAUCCCACGACUAGCAUACCAACAAACCACGGUGUUUAUACUAUCCUGUCCAGACCCGCGGGUUUUCCCAGUCCCAACCUGUAUCCCACGACUACCAUACCAACAAACCACGGUGUUUAUGCUAUCCUGUCCAGACCCGCGGGUUUUCCCAGUCCCAACCUGUAUCCCACGACUAGCAUACCAACAAACCCGGGCGUUUAUGCUAUCCUGUCCAGACCCGCGGGUUUUCCCAGUCCCAACCUGUAUCCCACGACUAGCAUACCAACAAACCACGGUGUUUAUGCUAUCCUGUCCACACCCGCGGGUUUUCCCAGUCCCAACCUGUAUCCCACGACUAGCAUACCAACAAACCACGGUGUUUAUGCUAUCCUGUCCACACCCGCGGGUUUUCCCAGUCCCAACCUGUAUCCCACGACUAGCAUACCAACAAACCACGGUGUUUAUACUAUCCUGUCCAGACCCGCGGGUUUUCCCAGUCCCAACCUGUAUCCCACGACUAGCAUACCAACAAACCACGGUGUUUAUGCUACCCUGUCCAGACCCGCGGGUUUUCCCAGUCCCAACCUGUAUCCCACGACUAGCAUACCAACAAACCUCGGUGUUUAUGCUAUCCUGUCCAGACCCGCGGGUUUUCCCAGUCCCAACCUGUAUCCCACGACUAGCACACCAACAAACCACGGUGUUUAUGCUAUCCUGUCCAGACCCGCGGGUUUUCCCAGUCCCAACCUGUAUCCCACGACUAGCAUACCAACAAACCACGGUGUUUAUGCUAUCCUGUCCAGACCCGCGGGUUUUCCCAGUCCCAACCUGUAUCCCACGACUAGCAUACCAACAAACCACGGUGUUUAUGCUAUCCUGUCCAGACCCGCGGGUUUUCCCAGUCCCAACCUGUAUCCCACGACUAGCAUACCAACAAACCACGGUGUUUAUGCUAUACUGUCCAGACCCGCGGGUUUUCCCAGUCCGAACCUGUAUCCCACGACUAGCAUACCAACAAACCACGGUGUUUAUGCUAUCCUGUCCAGACCCGCGGGUUUUCCCAGUCCCAACCUGUAUCCCACGACUAGCAUACCAACAAAUCACGGUGUUUAUGCUAUCCUGUCCAGACCCGCGGGUUUUCCCAGUCCCAACCUAAACCUGCACCACAACCCAUGGCGGUGCGACUGCAAACUCAUCUGGCUGGUCAAGUGGCUGCAGCAGCAGGCCUGGGGGCCGGGGGCCAAGUCGCCCGAGUGUCACUGGCUUCCUUCCGGGCCUCCCCGGCGCCUCCAGCUCCACCAAAUGGACAUCUGCGAGAUGAAGUGUCCCUUACAUCAAGGUGAGAACUGGCGACGACGUGCUGUGGGUUAA
Messenger RNA from Gigantopelta aegis, 1401 nucleotides. Its product is annotated as mucin-5AC-like. Bases 1 to 1401 code for a protein of 466 amino acids. The transcript is spliced from 2 exons. The record is from RefSeq and is a predicted model, not a curated record. Lineage: Eukaryota; Metazoa; Mollusca; Gastropoda; Neomphalida; Peltospiridae.